AUGCGUCUGUUGGUUCCUCACCUUGAUUCCGAAAGGGCAUACGAUCUCAAGGAAGUACGAUUGGCGAAUGCGUACAUUAGGGCUUUCUCGCUAACAAGGUCUUCUCCUGAUGCACAAAGACUUGUUAAUUGGACCAAGCCAAAGUUUACCGGAAGGAAGUGGGGAUCCGUUCAAGCAGUUGGAGAUUUUGCUUCCAUUGCGGCCGAAGUCAUAUCUGUUCGAUCAGUGGUAACAAAGUCUAAAGGGCUAUCGAUUGAUUUUGUUAACGAGAAUCUCCGCGAAUUGAGCGACGCAGCAAGCUUUGAUGAGGCUGUUAAAGUAAUCAAGGGUUUUCUGAAUAACUAUACUGCUGAGGAACAAAAGUGGUUGAUCAAAAUAAUAUUGAAAGACUUGAAAGUCGGUCUCAGUGAAGACUCUAUUCUCGCAGUAUACCAUCCUGAUGCACGAAAUGUGUUUAAUAGAUGUAAUAACCUGCAGAAAGUGACUGAUGAAUUGACUGAUCCACACAAACGUGUAACAAACUUUGAAAUCACGUUAUUCAACCCAAUACGGCCAAUGCUUGCUAAGCGACUAGAUAUUGGUGAAAUUCCAAAGGCUUUGGGUGGCAAGACAUUUUGGAUGGAGGAAAAAUUAGAUGGGGAACGAAUACAAUUACACAAGGCGGGCGAUAAGUUUGCAUACUAUUCUAGGCGAGCGAUAGACUACACACAUUUGUACGGAGAAUCAAAGGAUGAGGGCUCUCUUACUCCAUACAUAUACAACCUCUUUAAUCAUACAGAUAGCUGUAUUUUAGAUGGCGAGAUGUUGGCCUAUAACCCGAUAUACGAUGCCUUUAUGCAAUUCGGGACACUCAAAACGGCAGCAAGUGACAUGUUCGAUGACCCUGAAAAACCUCGCCCAUGCUUUGUUGUGUUUGACGUAAUCUUGCUCAAUAACAAGCCACUAAACAAGCAGAAAUAUUCGAAACGUCGCGAAAUACUAAAUAGGAUGAUUAAUCCUCUGCGUGGUCAUCUGCAGCUAAUGCCUUACAAAGAAGGGAAAGAUAAGAAAGAUUUGCUGAAAGCGUUGGAGUUUUCAAUUCAAGACGGGCAAGAAGGAUUUAUUGUAAAGAACCCUGAAAGUCCUUAUCAGUUUGACACGCGGUGUUCCGACUGGAUUAAGCUGAAGGCUGACUAUUUUGAUGGAUUGUCGGACUCAUUGGAUCUCUUAAUAAUUGGGGGAUCUUAUGGAAAGGGGAAGCGUGCAAACAUGGUUGGAACGUUCAUGUGUGGCUUGCGUGUACCGACUGAAGAUGGGACGCCCAAAUUCCAAGCUUUUUGCAGAGUUGGCUCGGGAUUUACUCUAGUUCAGCAAAAAGAAUUCCACGAAGCACAUAAUUGGGUUCAUUAUGAUGCAAAGAAUUGCCCUAGCUGGAUUACUAUUGGCAAAGAUAAGCCAGACGUGAUUGUCCAGGUUCCAACAACUGCCAAAGUGGUUGAAGUGAGGGCAAGUGAAAUAAUACAAGCUACUCAAUAUCCCAGCUCUUUGACACUUCGAUUCCCUCGCUUUAUAAAAACGAGAGAUGACAAAGAUUGGACUAUGGUUAUGACUGUUGAAGAAAUGUACGAAUUAAAAAAGAUAGGACUUCAAAGACCGCCCACUUUAACCGAAGACUCUCCACCGGAAUCUUCCAAGAAAACAGUAGCUUUGCGUAAACGUCAGAAGAUGCUUCAGUUCACAUUACAAAGCUCUAUUGAAGUCGUUGAUCAACCUCUUUUUGAGAAUAUGACAUUUUAUGUGUUUCGUCAUGCAUGCAAAACGAAGGUUGAAGAGGUCAUAAGGAGGGAAGGGGGGCGUAUUUUAGGGACCGCUAAAAACAAUGGGGAACCAUUCCAUAUAAUUGCAAUUACUCAAGACUUAGCUUUGAAAUCUCUUGCAAACAAAGAACCGGUGGAUAUCAUAUCCUCAAGUUGGAUUGCAGACUGCGUAGGAAACAGAAAACUUCUUCCACUUACACCAUUGUAUUAUAUAUAUAUGAAACCUGAAACCAAAUUAAAAGUAUAUCGAGACUAUGACAAAUAUGGAGACAGUUAUACAGAGGAUGUGACUCCCACAGGAUUGCAAGUGAUGCUUAAACAUGUCGAUACGGGCUCCAUUGAAGAGAAUGAUUUUAUGUCACUCUUAAAAGACUUUGAGUAUCGUUAUUGUCCUGCGCAACAUAUUUUCAAAGAUGUAGUUGCUUAUAUUGCCAAUAACACUAUGUCAGAAGAUAUCAAACUUCGUGAGACAAUUACCGACUAUAAUCUGAAAUAUGACUGGGACAAGUGGUAUAGGUGUACUAAUGCGUACCACAGGCUUAGUAUAGCCGAGCGUAUUCUCAAGUAUUAUGGUGUCCAGAUUGCACCUAAACCAUCGGAUGCAAGAGUGACACACGUGAUAAUAAGCAGAUUUGAUACGAAAGAUGUUCCGAGCAUUAAAAACGAUGUUGGUUCAUCCCAUUCAACUCUAUGCGAGUUUGUGUACGAUGAUUGGGUAUACGAAUCCCAUAAACAUGGAGUUCGUCUUGACUGUAAAGUUUUUGAUUAUUUUGAAAAUUUGAAAAAAGAAUCUUCCGAACAGGAUAAUAGUGACAUAUGGCAAUCGUUCUUUCAAGAAUAA
Messenger RNA from Paraglomus brasilianum, 2637 nucleotides. NCBI's taxonomy places the organism in Eukaryota, Fungi, Glomeromycota, Glomeromycetes, Paraglomerales, Paraglomeraceae. The record is from the annotation of a GenBank genome assembly.